This is a messenger RNA of Didymodactylos carnosus, 537 nucleotides long. The record is from the annotation of a GenBank genome assembly. Lineage: Eukaryota; Metazoa; Rotifera; Eurotatoria; Philodinida; Philodinidae.
AUGUCAAAUUUAGAAAAGAUAACUAUUAGAAGUGCUGUAGUAGCCGAUCUUCCCGUGAUGUUCAAACUAAUGGAUGAUGCUUUAGAAAGUUCAUCAGACGACGAUCCAACGGAGCAACGAUUGAAACGUUGGUCGACAAGAUUCUAUGAAGACUCACCGUUUAUAUUUUACGUUGCUGUGACCGAUAAUAAGAAUAUGAUUGGGUGGUGUUCUGGUCGGCAGACACUUGAAUGCAAUAGAACAGUUGGUGAUCAAACAUAUGAUUGUGAAGUGGGACAUAUGUUUAUUCUUAAACAAUAUCGACAUCGCGGUAUCGGUCGUGAGUUAUGGAAAGUUGUAUGGAACGAUGUUCUUAUGAGAUUUCAUCCAAAAAAUUUUAUUGUUUGGUCAGUUGAUAAAGAACAAACGCAUAAAUUUUAUCUGUCACUCGGAGGCACAUCGAUCGGGAAAAAGAACGUUGAAGAUACGGUUCUAACUGCAUACGUAUGGAGUGAUCUUAAACUAUAUGACGCAACAACUUUUCUAAUCUUCAAAUAA